AUGCACGCUCAAACUUAUUAUCAAAUCCUCCUUACUCUUGCUCUUUUCCCUUCUACCUUCGGUUCACCACUACGAGCUUCCAACACCGAUAUUUCUUCCGGUCAAGCUACGGCAAUCCCUAUCACGCAUAGAUCACCUUUACUUUCUCAUCCUAUCUUAUCUGCUCGAACUGAUGAUUACAUCCCGAUCUUCGACUCUGAAGCUGCCGCCCUCGUCCAGAAAGAGCUUAAAGCAGUCAAGAACAAGUACUCGAAAGCUGCUCAGUAUUUAAGUGGCGUUCAAGUCGCAGAAGCAGACGUAGCUUUCCAACAACCAAGUGCAGCUUUACCAGUUCAAGCUGCUCAAUCUGCUAAAUCAUCCAAGUCCAAAUCCAUCUCAUCGUCAUCGUUGUCGUCGUCUGGCGUCAUCACUUCAUCUACUUCCUUGGUGUCGUCCGCCACGUCGUCUGCCGUCAAAACAUGGUCCACUGGAGUGACUGUGAAUGCACCAAACUCGAUCUCACCACCUUCAAGUAUCUCAUCUCAAGCAUCAAAACCUUCCGCAACCGCUGUAAUAGCUCCGAUAGCCUCCGUAUCAGUCGAGGACGAAGGAGUCUUCAACUUCCUGGGAAAUCAUGCUCCUUUGUUAGCACCCAUUAUCGGUUCACAUACAUCAUCAGCCCAUCCAAGUUCCACACAUGUAAUCUCAACAUCAACCUUCUUAUCUCCUUCCAGUAAACCUACUACUGCCACUUCCGAUUCCAACGCCAAGGUACUAUCUGCUGGUAUCGUAGAUCUAGGUCUACCAGUGAUGAAAGAUUUGAAAACUCGAGGAAAAGGAAGCCCAACUGUUCCAUUGACAGAUUACAUUCAAGGAUCAUUAGAUGUAUUAUAUUAUGGAAAUAUCAAUAUCGGAACACCUUCACAAAGCCUAUCAGUUGAUUUCGAUACAGGAUCAGCAGAUUUAUGGUUCCCUGUAGGAUGUUCUAAUUGUCAAUCACAACAAUUUGAUUCGAGUAAAUCAUCAACAUUCAAAUCGACAAGUCAAUCAUUCGCAGUCCAAUAUGGAUCAGGUUCAGUUUCAGGUAAUCUGGCACAGGAAAAUGUAAUGAUUGCCAAUACAAUGGUUCAAGGUCAAUAUUUCGGUGCUGUGAAUUCGGAAUCAUCAGAUUUCCAAGGUAAUCCAAAUUCAGGUGUGAUGGGAAUGGCUUUUUCAUCCAUUUCAUCUUCUGGAAAACCAACUUAUUUCGAAAAUUUGAUUUCUAAUAAAGCCGUUUCUUCACCUUUAUUCGGUUUUCAUAUGACUAGAAGACAAGCUCAAGGUAGUCAACUUUGUAUUGGUUGUUACGAUUCAUCCAAAUUCACAGGAUCGAUUUCAUGGGUUCCAGUUAUCUCACAAACGUAUUGGUCUGUAUCAAUGACUUCGUUCUCUACCAACGGUGGUAAUAAGAACGCUUUAUCUUCAUCUCUUAUAGGGGCUAUCGACACUGGAACCACACUCAUUUACGUCCCUACAUCAAUUGCCGAUUCCUUCUAUUCUCAAAUUCCCGGAUCUUCAAGAGCUGAUCAAUACGGUGAAGGAUUCUAUCAAUAUCCAUGUAAAUCUUCCAUCACAGUCAGUUUAGGAUUUAACAACAAAAACUUCAAUAUGAAUCUUGUAGAUUUCAAUCUCGGUAAAACUUCUUCAGGCUCGACUAUGUGUAUUGGCGCUGUAUUAGCUGUGGCAGAUGGUUUCCCAGAUAACCUAGCUAUCAUAGGUGACGCUUUCUUGAAAUCUUGGUACAGUAUUUACGAUUAUAGUAAUGGAGUUAGAGUUGGUUUCGCAAGCUCAACAAAUAAUAAAUAG
Messenger RNA from Kwoniella shivajii, 1824 nucleotides. RefSeq lists its product as uncharacterized. Gene Ontology annotation, molecular function: aspartic-type endopeptidase activity. The transcript is spliced from 2 exons. Gene Ontology annotation, biological process: proteolysis. The record is from RefSeq and is a predicted model, not a curated record. NCBI's taxonomy places the organism in Eukaryota, Fungi, Basidiomycota, Tremellomycetes, Tremellales, Cryptococcaceae. Bases 1 to 1824 code for a protein of 607 amino acids.